AUGGCAAGUGCGAUACCAGGAGGAUUACAACAACCAUUACAAGGGAUGUCCUAUAACAGCCCUUCUUCUAAAGAUCUUUUUCGCUUAGCUAAUAUUACGUAUCAGCCACAAACAGAAGUAUCACCUACUUAUGUUGCGGACAUACUUAGCAAGGCUACGACGACUUUAAUGACAAAGCUUACGUUCACAUUCUCAAUUAUUGAUAAACCACAAGAAGGACAGAUAUACCUCAUAUCUCUAGCUCCAAACGCGGUGGAAAUUCCAUCAGAUGGGUAUGUACCAAAA
Messenger RNA from Funneliformis caledonium, 285 nucleotides. The record is from the annotation of a GenBank genome assembly. Lineage: Eukaryota; Fungi; Glomeromycota; Glomeromycetes; Glomerales; Glomeraceae.